GCGUGCGGCUUGUCCCCUCCGAGCAGGAACUCGAUGCAGCCCAACUGAAGGCGGGCCGGGGGAGCCGAAAGAAGGAAAGACCCCAAAAGAAGGAAAGAGUCCGGAGCGCAGGCCGGGGGUCGCGCCAUGGCGCUGCCGCGGUAGCGCCGGCACCYGCCAUGGGGAACGCGGGGCGGAGCGGUGSCAACUCCCGAACCCGGCGAGGCGUGACGCGCCCUCUCCCCGCCCCCGGGCCGCGAAGGAAGCGGGGACWCGGCGGCUCGGGGCGUUGUUGCCCGUGCGGGCCGGCGGCGGGUAAUGGAGUCUCAUAGCUCUGACAGCCUUCGUAAGAGUAAAUCACCAGAUUCUGAAAGUGAAGACGAGAUUGAGUUUGUUGGAGAAGAACCUUUAAGACCUGUCCUUGAAUGCAUUGAUCUUGUCAGCAGUGAGGAUGAAGAACCUAACAGCAGUUCUUAUUUUCAUAGAAAUACUAAGCGUAAGGAUCACAUUGACUAUCAGAAAGAACGAGUUGCAUCAACCCUGGAUCGUCUGGCACGCCAUGUUGAAGUAGAGAAACAGCAAAAAGAAGAGAAAAACAAAGCCUUUAAGGAGAAGCUUGAUUCCCAGUAUGCUCAUGGGUUGCAAGAGUUAGAAUUUAUUCGGGAACACAGUGAUACAGAAGCUGCAAGGUUAUGUGUGGACCAGUGGUUAAAAAUGCCAGGUCUGAAACCAGGCUCUGUUAACGGUGGAAGAAGGAGUGUUUGUAAGAGGGCAGGUCAGACUCGAGUCAACAGCAGUCCCAAAUGUUGUCCUGUGAUGCAUUGCAACAGACAGUUUGAUAAUGUGCAUCUUCUUCUAGGUCACCUUCAAAGGUUUGAUCAUUCACCUUGUGAUCCAACAGUUACAUUACAUGGACCCCCACAUAAUGCUGUUGCCUGUGUGAUAUGCUGUGAAAGGUUUUCUACUUCUCAGCAGUACAAUGAUCAUCUUUUAUCUAAGCUAAAAGAAAAUGAUGGGCAUAAGGAAGGUAUUCCUCCACAGCAUAUUCCRUGUUUCGCAUGCCCAAACUGCUUCCUCCUUUUCACCAAAAGAGAAGAGUGUUUGCAGCAUAUGUCACAAAAGAACCACUUCCUCCAGGUUUCUGAACCGAAUGAUGCAGUGAAGUCUGGCYAUCCGCUACCUUUUCCAUCCUUUGCAAAGAACCUCUUGAUAUCKCUGUGCAAAGAGGUCCCCUUCCAAGUGAAAUGUAUGUCCUGCUUCAAGAUACUGCGCUCACAUAUGGAAUUGACGGCUCAUUUCAGAACACGUUGUCAUAAUUCUGGGCCUAUGGCACUGUCAAAGAAAAGCAUCUCCCAAGUKGCAGAGAUAUUUAAAACAAAAGGUCACUGUGAGAACUGUGAUAAACUGUUUGCUGAUAAGAAUCAGAUGACCCAACAUAAACAAACGACUCAACAUAGCAUUAGAGUUUUUACUACACUGGAAGAGUCCGUCUUCAUGUUCUGCCAUGUCAAUGGAAAACAUAAAAAUCAGUCUMAUUUGUGCCACGUUGUGGAUCGGUCAAGACCUCUGCUUAAAAGACAUUUGAGUCCAAGCGAGUCCACCAGUGAAAUGAGUCCUUCAAAACGCAAGAGUGAUUUAAAAGAUAAAACUGAAGAUGAAAUAGCAAACCAAAGUCAUGGUAGUGGUUGCAAAGUAAAAGCCUGGUUUUGUGAAUGCCUUCAAAAGUUUUUUACAGAAGAGUCAGUAGAAAAGCACAUUUUAUCAGCAAAUAGGAUCUGUCACAAGUGUGCUGUGUGUGGAAAGCUGGCUGAGAAUUCAAGCAUUAUCCGCUUGCAUAUGAGUCGAUUCCAUGGAGGAGCACACUUGACUAAUUUUCUUCUCUGGUGCAGAGCAUGCUCUGUAGAUCUUAGAGAAGAGGAUAUUAUGARACACAUAACUGAAUUUCAUGGUGGACAUAGUUACUACUAUGAGCAAGAAGCUGUAGCAGAUGAACCUUUGCCAUCCAUUUCCAAUGAAGUGAACAUUUCUGAAGGUGAAGAUAAAGACUGCAUUUCCAGCUCUGUGGAACUCUCCUCUGAAAAUGGUCCUGUUGUGGGGAAAUGGCAGUGCCGCAUUUGUGAGGAGAUGUUUGAGUCUGAAGAGAGUGUUAAACAACAUUGCAUGUCCUUAGAAAGCCACGCAUUUCACAGRUACUCAUGUAGCUUAUGUAGAAAUCAUUUUCGGAAAGUGGGAACGUUACAGCGGCACUUCCAAGAGCAUCAUAAUCAGGAGGUACGGACUGAAUAUUUCUGUGGCCUUUGUGGUAAUCUCUUCUUCAACACAGAGGAAGAAUUUCUAACCCAUUACAAGGCGAUUCAUAGCAUAGAYUAUACAUUUGUGCCUGAGCAUUUGGAACAAUCAAUAAAAAAAGAUGAGGACUUCCUCCCAGUCGAACAAGGAGACCGUUUAACCUGUGGCUGCUGGACAACUUACGUCUCCAAAAUUAACAGGAGGAACGAUUAUGAGAAUUGUCAGAAAGCCAUGCUGCAAAAAGGUAACUUAUGGUUUCGAUGUUGCUUGUGUUCUGCAACGGCACAGAAUCUUGCUGAUUUGAACAGUCAUCUCAAGAGUCACACAUCAGUGAAACAUAAGGAACAGAUGUAUGUUGUUAGAUGUGCUGCAUGCAACAAAAACUUUGAUGAUCUUCACAGCGCACAUCAGCAUUAUCACGUGAAACACUGCUUCUUGCAGAAACCCGAUCUAUCAAAUCUUGCACCAGAAUCAGAAGACACAGUAUUCAAGUUUGCAGCAAGUGGGGCUUGUGUGGUCAAAAAACCUCACAGGCAACGACCUCAAGCAUCUCCAUCCAAAACUCAGGGCAGACCACAGUUAUCUCCUCUACGGGGCCCAAUAGAGGGAAAGAAAAUAAAAAAUGAGGACUCAGAACACUCUGAAGAAAUUAGUGAGAAUGGUGAACUUCCUGAUCUUGACUACCUGAGUACCAUGACUCACAUUGUGUUGGUGGAUCUGGACAACUGGGGAAGCUUUUUUACACAGCUGCCAGCUAAUCUGAACCAAGGGACUUUUAUCUGGGGUUUUCAAGGAGGAUACAGCAACUGGAAGCCUCCAGUGCAUUGCAAAAUUUACAACUAUCUUAACAGAAUUGGAUGUUUUUUUCUUCAUCCACGUUGCAGUACCAGAAGAGAAGCAGCAGACUUUGCUCUCUGUGUUCAUGCUGGUCGUCUGGAUGAGCACCUGCCCAAGCAAAUUCCUUUCACUGUACUUUCUGGAGACAAAAGCUUCCUGGAGCUGGAAAACCAAUUUAAAAUGACUCAGCGGUCAGCUUGCAUCCUGAAUCCUCACCAGAUUGAAGGAGACAUGAUGUGUGCCUUGCUAAACAGCAUUUCAGAUACCACAAAAGGUAGAAAGUAAACAUUAAACACAAAUUUUCCAGUAACUGAUAGUUCUUUCCAAUAAAAAAAAAAACAGAAAACCUACACUGGUAACAUAAGCUGUUGCUUGGUGCUUCUUGUAUUGUGGUGGUAUUUCAGCGAAUAGUAGAUCAGCAAAUCAUUAUACUUGAGGCAUGUUUUGAAAACACAAAUUAAGCAUUUUUAUCAUUAUAACAAACUCUGUCAUCCCUGUAGUCUUUAUUAUAGCAGGAGACAAAAAUUACAUUUCAGUCUGAAAACUCCAUUCUGGUUAAAGCUGUUUAAAGCAUUCUUGUUUGCAUAUUAAUCAGUUUGUACUCUAAUCUUUUUGUCUCAAUUUAUGCUGUGUCUGAAACAAAUGUGACCCUGCUAAAGCAUCAUUAUUUCUCAAAAUAUUUCUGCCUUUUUUAACUCUGACCUCCUGGCUACUUGGUAUCAUUUGGUAAUUGUCUUCAUUGGCACAUGACUCACACAUCCAUUUGGUGAAAAAAUCUCAGUGGAAGUUUUUAAGACCUCUCAAGUGCCAGA
This is a messenger RNA of Malurus melanocephalus (red-backed fairy wren), 3917 nucleotides long. RefSeq names its product zinc finger protein 451 (gene ZNF451). The record is from RefSeq and is a predicted model, not a curated record. Lineage: Eukaryota; Metazoa; Chordata; Aves; Passeriformes; Maluridae. Gene Ontology annotation, cellular component: nucleus. Gene Ontology annotation, biological process: regulation of transcription by RNA polymerase II. The coding region runs from base 298 to 3390 and encodes 1030 amino acids. Gene Ontology annotation, molecular function: sequence-specific DNA binding; DNA-binding transcription factor activity, RNA polymerase II-specific. The transcript is spliced from 13 exons.